AUAAUUAACUACUGUUUCAUUCCUUUUUGCUUUAAUAAUUUUUCCAAAUCCCACCCCACCCACUAACUUUGCCGGGAUUCCACUAUAAACUCCUGAACUAUGAAAGAGAUUAAAUUUUUACUAUGAUAUGUUUCAAAAUUUGGAGAACCCACAAUUCUUUUGUCUGGGUUCUUGAUUUGUCAACAGAUGGUGAAAGGAGGGAAACAACAACAGUAAGAAAGCAGGUAGUUGUUGUAGUUACCUUUCACUUUCUAAUUUUCAUUUUCUUGCUGUUACUAAUAUUUUAUUUAUCGGUGUUACCAAUUUCUUGAGCAAGUAAAGUAAUUAAUGGUUGAAAGGGAGAGUUAGACUAAAUAAAGUAGCUCAAGAUUUGAAUAAAGGGUUGACAUAGAUUGCCUCAGAUCCAGGUUACUCAAAGUCUUCUUGUUGAGAAAAAAAAGUUUGCCUUUUUACUCAGGGUUUUCCUGUGAUUCUUCAAACUCCCCCCCCCCCCCUCUCUCUCAUCAACCAUUUUGUUGCUUCCCUGCUUUAAUUCAGCUCAAAUAUUGUCAUAAAUUCCCAAUCUUGAUUUGUUUUCUUAUUGUCAAUUUUUUGACUUGUUUUGCUUCAGUUGACUGUUUGAGUAAGAAUGGAUCUUGGUGAAGAUGGAUUUCCCCUUUCUUGCUUCUUCAUGUAUUGUAUUUGGUGAAGUUAGGAAUAGUUUAAUUAAGUGAAUAUUUGAAGGAAUUGGAUUAUUAGAGUGAGUAUUGUACUUCACCUUUCUAUGUGUGGAGACUUCCUUUUUCAGUGAUGGUGAUGGUAUUCAUUUUUAGCAUGGCAGAUCUAGGAAGUAAUUUCUAAUUAUAAGCUUUCUUUGGUUUAGUUUGGAUCAUGGGCAAUGGAUUCUUGAUCUUAAAUGGUAGAUUUUGCUUUCUGUUGGGGGGGUGGUGAGUUAAUUUAACAAUGACAGGUGAUGUGGUAGUAGAUGGGCUGCGGGGAAACCUUUCGUAUAUAGAUAGUGAUCUCGAUGGAGGGGAGGCGUGGGGCGGUCUCGGUGCCAUUUAGUUUAGGUAAUUGCACUCUUGACUACCCGAAGAGUAUGGAGGAAGAGGCGGCUACGGAUGCUGAGAUGAAGAGUUUGGGCAACUCUGUGGAUGGUGACAAUGAUGAUUGCAGCUUUGGUGACUCGGGGAGUGAUGUUAGUUUCUCGGUGGCGUUGGGGUCGGGGGAGGUGAGGAGCGAGGGGUCUUCGUCUCUGGUGGCUACGACGUCUGAGGACGAGAGCUUCUGGCUGGCUCGGGAUGUUGUGGUCCGCGACAGUGAGGAGGAUGGGUUGUCUUCGUUGGAGGGUGAUGCGAUGCCUGAUAGCUCCUGCUCGUUGUCGGUGGUGAGUGAUGCUAGCAGUCUGUGUGGGGACGAUUUCUUGGCGUUUGAGGCCAACUUCUUGGAGGUUGAGAGGGAACUUGCUUCGAGAAUACUUGUUUCGAGAAAUCCGAGUGGUGAUGAUGCAGUUUUAGGCGAUUCUCCAUCUGUAUCCGCGGAAGGGGCUGCUGAUGUUGCCGUCUCUAAAGCGUCCAAGGCUGAUGUUCGGUUGGAGAAAGGGCCGAGCGGGAGGGGAGGCCGGAGUAUCUUUGAAGUGGAUUGUGUGCCUCUUUGGGGUCUCACCUCUGUUUGUGGUAGGCGACCGGAGAUGGAAGAUGCAGUCGCAGCUCUGCCUCGUUUGCUGAAAAUCCCGAUCCGGUUGCUGACCAGUGAGGAUGGAGGAGGGAUGACGACGUGCUUGAGCCAUCUGACGGGCCACUUCUUUGGAGUGUACGACGGUCAUGGAGGCUCUCAGGUAGCUAACUACUGCCGUGAUCGUCUGCAUCUUGCUUUGAAUGAAGAGUUGGAUGUGAUGAUAAACAACCUUGAUGAUAAUGCUAGCUGUGAAGAGAAGUGGAGGAGAGCUUUCACUAGAUGUUUUCUCAAGGUCGACGAUGAGGUCGGAGGGAAGGCCAGCCUCGAGCCCCUCGCACCCGAGACCGUGGGGUCCACGGCCAUCGUUGCACUAGUGUGCUCUUCUCAUAUAAUAGUGGCCAACUCUGGCGACUCGAGGGCCGUGCUCUACCGUGGCAAAGAAGCCAUGGCCCUUUCCGUCGACCACAAACCUAAUCGGGAAGACGAGUACGCACGCAUCGAAGCAUCGGGAGGGAAGGUCAUACAAUGGAACGGCCAUCGCGUCUUUGGUGUCCUUGCAAUGUCGAGGUCUAUUGGAGACCGGUAUCUGAAGCCCUGGAUCAUCCCCGAUCCCGAAGUGAUGUUCGUUCCACGGACGAAGGAGGAUGACUGCCUCGUCCUGGCCAGCGACGGCCUUUGGGAUGUCAUGACAAACGACGAGGCAUGUGAUCUAGCGCGUAAAAGGAUACUACUGUGGCACAAGCACAACAGCGCCUCCCUCCCGUUGGAACGGGGCGAGGCGAUCGACCCCGCGGCUCAGGCGGCCGCAGAGUACCUCUCGAACCGGGCGAUGCAGAAGGGCAGCAAGGACAACAUCUCCGUUAUUGUAGUAGACUUGAAGACUCAAAGAAAGAUCAAGAACAAGACCUAGUCCUAGAAUAAAGAUAAUUUCUUCUUUUAACCUUUUUAUUUUUUUUCCUUAAAUUAAAUAAUGUGACAAAAAAAGUGAUUUAUUUCGCCCAUAUGUUUUAAUUAUGGGCUAUAGAUUUGUGCAAUUAUAAUGUAAAGUUUAUUUAGUAGUAGUAUUCGGAUUAGGGUUUUGGAACCCACGCGCCUUCAGACUUAAGGUUCUGUGUGGUUUGCAGGCUAUUGUAUCGAUCAUAGUGUGUAUUAUAGAGUGUGUAUUAUAGAAUGAAUGAAAUGUUUUAUUGAACUGAGUAA
Salvia splendens (bonfire salvia) is the source of this 2856-nucleotide messenger RNA. Its product is annotated as protein phosphatase 2C 50. The coding region runs from base 1007 to 2566 and encodes 519 amino acids. Gene Ontology annotation, molecular function: protein serine/threonine phosphatase activity; cation binding. The transcript is spliced from 4 exons. Gene Ontology annotation, biological process: protein dephosphorylation. NCBI's taxonomy places the organism in Eukaryota, Viridiplantae, Streptophyta, Magnoliopsida, Lamiales, Lamiaceae. The record is from RefSeq and is a predicted model, not a curated record.